This is a messenger RNA of Eimeria acervulina, 708 nucleotides long. RefSeq lists its product as hypothetical. The record is from RefSeq and is a predicted model, not a curated record. Gene Ontology annotation, molecular function: actin filament binding; microfilament motor activity; ATP binding. The transcript has 3 exons. Lineage: Eukaryota; Apicomplexa; Conoidasida; Eucoccidiorida; Eimeriidae. Gene Ontology annotation, biological process: actin filament organization; vesicle transport along actin filament. Gene Ontology annotation, cellular component: myosin complex; vesicle; cytoplasm. The annotation marks the transcript as partial.
GGACUACUGAAGGGCUACGCAGGUCGUUGAAGUUGACCAGUGGCGAGGGGGCCUACAGCAUGUUAAGGCCUGCAGACUCUCAUAACUUCUUGCAGAAGCUCUUCUACAAAGAACAGAACACUGCUCACCUCAGCGGAGUAGAUGACGCUGAAGGCAAUGCUUGGGUUCCGCCCGAAGUAGACCAGGAAAAUUUUGAGUUAAUGAUGAAGGGCUUCCAGCUUGCAGAAUUCUCAACUUCUGAAAUCACUGAGUUGCUGCAGCUGCUAGCCGGGCUCCUCAAUCUGUCCAAUGUUUCUCUUAUAAGAGGCGACGGGGAUGUUUUGCAAGUGCAGGACGCAGACGCUCAUGAGGCACUCAAGAAUGCAGCUUUCUUGCUUGGCAUAGAGGAAGAGGAACUCGAACGUUUGCUACAGUGUCGUCUCCUUGAUAUCUACGGGUUUGAGUCAUUUGGGCUGGAGAACGGGCUCGAGCAGCUCUGCAUCAACUAUGCGAAUGAACGGCAGCAACAGCUGUUCGUUCAGCAAGUGAUAGAGGAAGAGGUGGCUCUGUACACUAGAGAAGGAGUGACAAGCCCGGCGGUGACAGCACGAAACAAGUUGGCGCACCGCCGCCAAAAUGUAGAACACGAAACGGAACAACAACCAUCAGGCGAAAGAAUGAAACCACAGGGAUCUUUCAGGGCAGACCUUGAGCUCAGCCUCCUCUCCA